GGAAGUUGUUGUGGCUGUGAUCGGGCGCGGUGGACCCGGGCGGCGCGAUGUCGGCCAGCGCCGUCUACGUGCUGGACCUGAAGGGGAAGGUUCUUAUCUGUCGAAAUUACCGUGGGGAUGUGGACAUGUCAGAGGUGGAGCAUUUUAUGCCAAUCCUUAUGGAAAAGGAAGAAGAGGGAACACUUUCUCCUAUUCUAGCGCAUGGAGGAGUUCGUUUCAUGUGGAUUAAACAUAACAAUCUCUAUCUUGUUGCAACUUCUAAGAAGAAUGCUUGUGUAUCACUGGUAUUUUCAUUUUUAUAUAAAGUAGUUCAGGUUUUUUCUGAAUAUUUCAAGGAGUUGGAAGAAGAGAGCAUUAGAGAUAAUUUUGUUAUUAUUUAUGAGUUGUUAGAUGAGCUUAUGGAUUUCGGUUACCCACAAACCACUGAUAGUAAAAUCUUACAAGAGUACAUCACUCAGGAAGGUCACAAACUUGAAACUGGAGCUCCACGUCCACCUGCCACUGUUACAAAUGCUGUUUCAUGGAGAUCAGAAGGGAUAAAAUAUAGGAAGAAUGAAGUGUUCCUGGAUGUUAUAGAGUCUGUUAACCUUUUGGUCAGUGCCAAUGGAAAUGUAUUACGGAGUGAAAUAGUUGGAUCCAUUAAAAUGAGAGUCUUUCUUUCGGGAAUGCCAGAGCUCCGCCUUGGUUUAAAUGACAAAGUUCUCUUUGAUAACACAGGCCGUGGCAAAAGUAAAUCAGUAGAACUGGAAGAUGUGAAGUUCCAUCAGUGCGUUCGUCUCUCUCGCUUUGAAAAUGACAGGACGAUUUCUUUCAUUCCACCUGAUGGAGAGUUUGAGCUCAUGUCAUAUCGUCUCAAUACCCACGUAAAGCCACUGAUCUGGAUUGAGUCUGUGAUUGAAAAACAUUCCCACAGCCGCAUCGAAUACAUGAUCAAGGCAAAAAGUCAGUUUAAGCGAAGGUCGACUGCCAACAAUGUGGAGAUUCACAUUCCAGUUCCAAAUGAUGCAGACUCACCAAAGUUUAAAACCACUGUUGGAAGUGUCAAAUGGGUUCCAGAGAACAGUGAAAUUGUCUGGUCCAUUAAAUCUUUUCCAGGUGGAAAAGAAUAUCUCAUGAGAGCUCACUUUGGACUUCCAAGUGUUGAAGCUGAAGACAAGGAAGGGAAACCUCCCAUUAGUGUCAAAUUUGAGAUUCCAUAUUUCACCACUUCAGGAAUCCAGGUUCGAUACUUAAAGAUAAUUGAGAAGAGUGGCUAUCAAGCUCUCCCAUGGGUUCGUUACAUUACCCAGAAUGGAGACUACCAGCUUCGAACACAGUAGGACACCUUGCAGGCACCACAGAUGACAACACUUCAGGCCUAGGACUUGUUUGCAGAAGCUUCUGUGGUACUGAGAGCUGCGAAUGUUGUUGCCAAGGGUCUUGUUUCUGCAAACUUGGAUUGGGCGAGAGAAAGAUGGGAAAUUUACCAUUUUCAAUAAUGUGUUUGAGCAUUUGAACCAUUAGUAUUGAUUGUGUGAAUAUUUAUUUCAUUCUUAGAACAUGCUGAUCUUGCUGCUAAAUGCUAAUUACAUUAGUAGUAGCCAUUACCCUGAGGAGCCAGGAAUACAGAACGAACCUUGAGAAUGUCUUGUCAAUGCCUUGUCCAUUGUAUUCACAAAGUUUUUAGUGUUCAUACUUUAGGAUCUUUAAAGAUGUUGGUAGUGUUACCCAACAAAAUAGGGAGACAAUUGUGCAAUUACAUGACUGCUUAACAGUGAGUUGUAUUUAGCCCAAGGUAUUUAUUAUUUUUGUUCCAGGCAUAUGGGUGCCUUAACUCAUUCAGAGUUCUGUUAACUUAUGACAUUUUACAAAAUCUGAGUUAAAAGUAUCAGGAGUCCAAAAAUACUCUUUGCUCUUCUUUGCAUGGAGUCAAACCAAUUCAUCUGACAGAACAAGCUGUGGGUUUAUGUAUAAAUAAGUAGGUGUGUUGGAGGCAAAGAUGUCUGAGAACAAGAGAUUGUGGGAAGUGUCUGUGGGAGCAUCUGUGUGGAAGCAUGGUAAUGAUUGCUAGUUCACAUGAGCUGAGGUGCACACUGAAGAGUUUCAACCCUGUUAUACUCCUUGGGUGUGAAAACCCUACACCAAUUAACUACUGUUUGCUUUUUCUUUAUUUGUAAUACAAAUACAAAACUAUAAAGUACAAGUCUUUAGAUUAAUUAAAAAAAAAGACUGAUUUUUUGGAGGCCAUAAAAUCUGGUGGGAAGACUUCAUAAUUUUCUUUAUAAUUAUCCCCCUUCCUAGAUAAGUGAUGUAAUCUUGCCUAUUCUUGACAGUUGAUUGUUGUUUACAGAGAAGCUGAUGGAAAUACCAUUACUGUUCUUCAGGCUUACCUUCUUCAUUUAGGAUAAAUCUCUUUUUUUUUUUUCUUUUUUUUUUUUGCUGUAACUUGCCAGAAUUGCUUAACUCUAUUUGCCCUGAAGAGGUUGCUGUCUUUGUCUCCUCCAUUUGUAAGCAAUUAUUCUUAGAACUUUCUGGCAGAAUGGACAACAGGUGAGGAUGUUAUAUGUAAAGGUAUUAUUUUUUUUUUAUAUGCUGUUUCAUUUUUCUGAGAAGCUGAGGUUCAUUUGGGUGUACAUACUUGGAUUUCAGAAAAAGAAACUAACAGCUAUCAGUAUUUUCUUUGAACAGGUUUUGGAAUGGUUUGGUUUGAAUUUAGUACUCGAGACAGGUGCUAAGUUUAAGCCAUUCAAAGCUAAAGAUGUGAUGCAUACACUGUGUGCAAGGUUCUCCACACUACUUUCUUGACGGUUCUUGACUCUCCCAUAAGGUUGAAAAGAUAUUGUCCCCACUAAAUCCUUGUAGACUAUAUAUCUACCUUUGUAUACAGUAUAUAUGAUUAGUAAAAUAAAUCAUCCGAGUUCCCCUGAAAUGCAGCUGCUGUAAUGUUACAGAAGGGUCAGUCUCAGAAGUGACGGACGGCUGGAGGUGCUGUGCAGCAGCAAGGCACUGAGCUGGCUGGGCUGUGCUCGGCGUGGACAUGUAUUUUCUGGGGUAAGAUGACUGUAUUUGUCACCCCAACAAGCUUGAUAUUGAAACAAAUCAUCUUGUUCAAGGUUUUGGUUCCACUGCUCAUUUUCAUUUGAACCAUUGAGCUUAUGACUGGACUAAACAUUUUAUAUUAAAACUGUAACUGGUUGACAAAUCACUUUACCUGAUGGUUCCGUUCUUCACAAUGUUUAUUCUCAUUAUUUGCCUGUAAAAUGUGACUCAAAAGCUCCAUUUGUUUUCCUGUUGAAGGAUGUAUCUUGUAGACCAGUGUUUUUCUUAUAUUUUGCAGCAGUUUGAGUUGGCUUUGGUGAGGUAUCAGCCCUACCUGUCCAGGAGGUAAUAAAGGACAAAAAAACUUUGAA
Gallus gallus (chicken) is the source of this 3389-nucleotide messenger RNA. RefSeq names its product adaptor related protein complex 1 mu 1 subunit (gene AP1M1). Gene Ontology annotation, molecular function: clathrin-cargo adaptor activity. Gene Ontology annotation, cellular component: clathrin adaptor complex; clathrin-coated vesicle. The coding region runs from base 48 to 1319 and encodes 423 amino acids. Gene Ontology annotation, biological process: vesicle-mediated transport; intracellular protein transport. The transcript is spliced from 12 exons. Lineage: Eukaryota; Metazoa; Chordata; Aves; Galliformes; Phasianidae. The record is from RefSeq and is marked provisional.